Molecule: messenger RNA, 1791 nt
Organism: Postia placenta MAD-698-R-SB12
Lineage: Eukaryota; Fungi; Basidiomycota; Agaricomycetes; Polyporales; Adustoporiaceae
Exons: 1
Coding region: 1-1791 (596 amino acids)
Biological process (GO): regulation of transcription by RNA polymerase II
Cellular component (GO): nucleus
Molecular function (GO): RNA polymerase II cis-regulatory region sequence-specific DNA binding; DNA-binding transcription factor activity, RNA polymerase II-specific
Source: RefSeq, a predicted model, not a curated record
AUGGAACUCGCUGAGCAUUCUGCUCUGAACUCAGCCGGAGAUGAAGAAGAUCUCGAGGAAUACGACGAGGGAGAGGGCUAUGAUGAACAAUACGAUGAGGGCGACGACGACUUUGCCGCAGAGGCAGAAGAAAUGGCUCGCAGACUGCAAGAUCAGCUCCAUGCUGACAUCGCUAGAGCACAACUCGAAGCCGCUGCUGCUACGAUGAACGCACGACCUGAGGCUGCCGCCCCACCCCCGACGAAUGAUACCACCCAGGGCUCGAAUACCCGCAAAAGGAGGCAUGAUGCGGCCAUAUCAACAAUGAAAGCAAUUCUCGGGUUUGCGGUGGCAAAUUCAUCAAUACAUGACUCUCUAGUCUCUCUACUGGUACCAUCAGCAGGAAAUGUUAAUAUUCUUGACGUCUUCCACCGUUGCAUAUCUUCGGGCAUCGUGCGGAAGAGCAUUGCCAGACCGCUUAGCGAGGCCGUCGUCGCCCUCGCAAAGUCUGACGUUCUCUUUGCAUCCCUCAGGAACUCCGAUGCGCCCGCCAUUCAGCUCGAUAAAGGCAAGCGAAAACGCGACCUUAUGGACGACGGCAGCUAUGACGCUCCCGCCAUGCCGCCGCCCAAGCGCUUCGCAUUAGACGAGCCCGACCUCAGAAGCCAGGUCUCUGAAGCCGUCCGAGUUGUCAGCGCCGCGUUUUUGCCUCUUCUAAACACCCCGACCAGCCAACCACCCGACCCCGCGCUCAUCUCGUCCAUCCAUCCCCAGCUACACCAAGUUUUUCUCUUCGCCGUCACCUCUGCCCCGCGCGCUGGAGAGCGGACGCCCCCACUGCAGGAGCUCGCGGGGCUCAUACAGAUGCUCGGCGUACUCAGUGGAAUCCCGAUCGGCGCGCCAUCCCCGCACGCACCCUGGGCCCCGCCCGCGGACAUCGGCACGGCGGUAUACCCAUGCCUCGCGCCCGGGUGUGCGAAGACGUUCCACCGGCUGUAUGCCCUACGCGCGCACCAGCGCUCCCACACGCUCGCGGACCGCCCGUUCCGCUGUGCCCAGUGCCCCGCGUCGUUCGUGCGCAACCACGACCUGAAGCGGCACGAACGGCUGCACGACCGCAAGGCGUGGCGGUGUGCGGGCUGCGGGAAGGUGUUCUCCCGGCGCGACGCGAUCAAGCGGCAUAAAGACAGCCGCGGGCGCGCCGGCGGGGGCGGCGACGCGGUGUGUGCGUACGCGGAGAUCGAGGAAGUCGAGGUGGAGAAGGACGGGGACGAGGAGGCGAGUCGGCGUGCGAAGUUGUGGAGCGACAUUGCGGCGAACCAAGCCGCUAGCACGGGCCAUGCGAGCGGGAGCGGCGGGGCGGGGGCGGAAGACAGCCAGCCAGAGGAGGGAGAGGUUGAUCCGCGCAUCGUCGCGGAGGCGCAGACGAUUGUUCUGCAGCUGCACGGGCUGUUACAGGGCUACGUUGCUCGAGGGCUCGGCAGCCCCCCGCUCUCCAAUCAAAGUCAUGUGCAAAGCAGCCAGGCGACGCUCGCAAGCGUCAUCGCACAUUCACAGCAACACCAUUAUUCUAUGGCUUCGCCCACGCACAUAGGGGCUCAGUCUAACGAACUCACGCAGCGUUCUGCCAUCCAGGACACAACACCCCCUGCUCCACCCUUACCGACGUCUCUCUCUCUGUCGGAGGAACAAACCAGAAUGCUCGAACAGGCGAUCGCGCAAGCGGCUCUAGUAGCACAGGCACAGGCGGAAGCUGAGGCUGCGCUGGAAGAAGAGGACGAGGAGGGCUCUGACAAUGAUGAGGAAUACUAA